CGAGCCAUAGAGUGGACGAGCUGACGGACAGACUUAACAAAAAAAAAAAACUUACCAACAUCGCGUAAAACCGUUAACAAACGCUGGCAUUAAAGUAGAGAAUAACGAAUACCGGACAACAAACACACAUUGACAAACCAAAAAUAAAAAAGUACUUAACUAAGCAAAGAAAUCAACGGUGAUUUAGCUUCAACUGAAACGUCAACCUCAUGCUUUAUUAUUUGUUCUUGUCUUUGUGUUCAGAGCAGUGCAAGAAAAGACCACUUUUUGUUUUGGUAAGCCCAACCAAAAAUCAAAACGAAAACGAUUUACAAAUUUGCAAUUAUUCGUAAAUCGUUAUACCAAACACAAAAAGCGCAUUAAAAAUUGGCAUAAAAUUCAUUAUUAAGAAAAAAAUUGCAAACGCGUACGCGAGUCAAAUUUGAUAAAAAAAAUUGGAAAAAAAUCCCAAAAUUAAGAAAGUCUUUGAACCCAUCAAGAAAAACAAAAUUCCAAAGGCUACACAAAUUGCCAAAGUGUUAUUGCUAAACAAAUAAAACGCCAAAAUCCCAUUAAUUGAAGGCCUAGUUAAUCAAGCGUUAAAAGAAGAUCGAUUCAAUAAACAACUCCAUUGACCAUGGAUAUGGCCUGGCGUUUUCGCAUCAUGAUUUUUGCCGUGGUGGCCUUGAUGGUAUUUGGAGACUUUUUCGGCUAUGGUGGCAUGAUGCGAGUGGUUAAAUCCGAUCCAAAUCAACAAACCGCAGCGGGGGCGGGCAAAUUCCAGCAGAAAAACGCCGAAAUCGAAAUAAGUGAAGUUCCCGAUUUGACUGAUUUAUCCGCUGAUGCUUUGCAGCAUAAGCGAAACUCUAUGAAAACUGAAUUAUCAGAUUCCAUCAAAGAUUCUUGCCUUCCAAAGAUGCUGUGCGAAAUGGCAGCUAAACCAGAAUACACAUUAACGGAGAAGGAAAAGGAUCUAAUGAAUUUAAUAAGAUCAUCCGCAAUGUCUUUGGCCAUGAAUGGCUCGCCCAGUAAAUGGCAUUUUGCAGCCCAUAUGGGAGAAUUGUUACGAUAUACCGGUGAUAGCAUGAGUGGACCCAUAGGUUGUGCCAAUCUGUGGCCCAACUGUCCCAUUAGUUCAAAGAAAUUAAUGAAACUAUCCUAUAAAGUGAAGCUGUAAGUGCUCAAACCAUGGAAAUCUCAAACAAAUGGAAAUGUCAUUUGGAAAGCAAAAGCAAAAAAGGAAAAUGUGAUUUAAAGUCGCAUAAUUGACCGAAAAGCCCUCAAAACCUUAAGCGCAAAAACGUUCAUAACUAACUCAAGAGAACCAGUUGCGGAAAAGUUCUUUCCAGAGCCAUUUUUGAUUAAUAACCAAGUCAGCUCGUACCCAUUCUUCACACCACUUCAUUUGAAUUUUGUCAAGUAAAUUGUUUUCAUUGCUUUCCCCUAAAAUCCAUUCAUACUUCAUAGGACUUUAAUGUCUGCGAAUAAUUUUGCGGGUUUUCAUUAAUUUAUGCGUAUUUUAAUUGUAAAUAUUUUUUAAGUUUUAGCUUAAUUUUGGCAAAAAAUUAAAGCCGCUAUUGCGAAUGAAAUUAGAAUUUUUUGCACACUAGUCUAAACUGCUUUUGGCUACUUAAAUCGAGUUAUUAUUAAGUGGUCUUAAUUUUUUUGUAUGUAUGUAAAUACAUUUUUAUCGAGACUUUUAUUUUAUAAAAAA
Stomoxys calcitrans (stable fly) is the source of this 1693-nucleotide messenger RNA. RefSeq lists its product as uncharacterized. The coding region runs from base 617 to 1156 and encodes 179 amino acids. The transcript is spliced from 3 exons. The record is from RefSeq and is a predicted model, not a curated record. Lineage: Eukaryota; Metazoa; Arthropoda; Insecta; Diptera; Muscidae.